AAACUUGCGAUCAGUCGACCUCGGCAACUUGCGGUGAACGGGUGGGCCGCGGCGCCAUCUUGUUAAACUUCGAAAUACGCGCCAAGUGCAGUGAAAAAUAACUUUAAAAAUAAAAAAAGUGCUUUUGAAAAGUUCAGUGAGGUUCUUUAUCGGGAGAAUUUCGAAUUUUAGUUUUAAAAAGUUAUUCGUUCAAAAAUUUGGAUUUUAUAUAAGGUGUGUAUCUGAUUUAGUUUGAUCUUGUGAUAAGUGUGUGUUUUUCUCUUCUUUUCGAACUGUCCCGGAAAGGAUUAAUUCGGAUCAAAGAAGACAGUGCCUUAGAGAUUCACAAAAUGAGACUCUAUCAAAGGUGUCUCUGUUGAUGGGGAGGAAAACAUAGACCUCAUGAUUUGCAAGUACAUAAGAAGAUAAGCCAAAAUACCGAUGAUACCGAAACGCAAACCGCCAAGUUGACGAUACCGAAAACCGAAACGAAGGGUACCGAAUAUCAGGUACCUCGUACCAAAUGACCGAUGAACUCAAGACCGAAACUGCCGAAGACGGCGAUAAGCUGACAAAUAACGGUACCAACGAACCUGGUACCGGUACCAAGACCGAUAAUUCCGGGACCGAAAAGGAACCGAAACCCCGAUCGGUGUCUUUCAACAGAGACGUUCACGUCAAACGAUUCGGUAAACCGCGAGAGUUGCGAGGAGCCUCAACAGAACCCGCCGUUAGAAAGGAACCCUUCACUCAUCUGUCUGAACAGGAACUGAUAGAAGAAGCCAACAAAGUCAUAGCACAAGCAUCUAACAUUACCUGCACAGCUGAUCACCCUCCCGAGAAGUUCUUCUCCCUCCCACACAGAAGGAAAUUGAAAGACGACAGAGACAGAAGAAACAGCGAAGACGCUGGUGUGACAGAGAAGGGAAAAACCCCUCUAGGAAGAUCUACGAGUGACGCGAGUCAGAGGAGGAGAGAACGAACGUCUCUUUCUACUCUUUUUAGAAGAGCGCAGAAAAAACCCAGUUCACCGGCUAAGCCAAUUGUAGUCACUACUAAACCUGUAGUGACAGUAAAAAGAAGUAAAAGCGAUGUCUCAGACUUGAAGUCAAAUACGAACCUUAACCCGAACUCCAAGCCAAUCAGAAAGAGAUCUGGAAGCGAGACUGAAGAGUUUCUCAGGUCAUUAAGAAAUAAAAAGACACAACUGUCACCCAUCAUCGAAAGUUCACCAAGAGACGAUUAUUUUAAGAAAACCCCUCCUCUAGAAAUAUUUCAGAAACAAAAAUUAGCUCAGAAAGAAAGUAUAAAAUCAGACGAUUCUACUACUGACGCAAAAGAAGACAAAAAAAAAGUCAAUCCAAUAGAAAAACCUCCAAGAUUCAAAACUCUUGAAAAACCGGAACCGAAACCACCAACGAGAACAAAAAGAGGGAAAUCUUUAGAAAAAGAGAAAGAAAAAUCUCCACCCAUUGCAGACACUCCAAAACGUAAGACAGAUGUCAAAAAGACUCUUUUGGUCGACGAAAUCGAUUCGAAGGCGAAAGAUUUAAACCCAGUUGAAGUAAAAGAAAGAAUAAAAGAAAGCAUAAGGAAGAUUGAGGAGAACGUUUAUGGUGACAAAGAGAUGAUACAUAGUAGUCAGCAGCCGCCUGAUAAGCCACCGUUGACUAGAGGACACACUGUUGACCAAAUCGUUAGAAUAUUGAAGGAAGACCAGCAGUCUCCACCUCCGAAGGCUCAUUUAAUAUCGCCGCCGAAUGGCACAAAUGUGAACCAACCUUUCUCAUACCUUAAACCCAGUGUAAGUCCUGAUCCUAAUCUAUUUGCGCGAAACACAAGUCCAGAUAGAGUGCCGUCUCCUGUAAAUAAAAUGGCGGAUAAAGGAGUCGUCUAUGCUCAUGUGGUGAGAGAUGCCGGUGACACUACAUCUAGUCAUCUUGGCAAACAGACCGUCCAUAAAACUUAUUCACCAUCCAGAGAAAAAUAUGGAAAUAUGUCUGAUGAAGAUGAAGGCUUAGGCUACGAAGAUAGACACAAAUAUUCAGCUAACAGGUAUAAUUAUAACUACAAAACUGAUGACAAUUAUAACAGUCUUGAAGGACCUAAGAUUACUGAUUCGCCUAUAAGGCCGAAGUUCAGAGAAUAUAAGCUAACUAGCUUCGAUGAUUUUGAGCCUACUUAUGCCAAUGAAUAUCCCUCGACGAAAGAUAAGAGUCAUGAUUACAUUGAUACUUUCAGAGGAAGAGCUGAUGGAAUGGAUACUAAGAAAAAACAAUUUGAGCCCGAAACCAAACUAGACUUAGAUUUCAAUGAACUCAGUCAUAGACGUCAGCUAUUAGAAUCUCGAUUGAACGCUCGUAAGUUUGACCGAGAAAGAAAUGUAGGAGAACCUGUAUCCAGGUACUUGGCCGAAACAGACCCAAUAUAUGAAGCAGAAAAGCGCAUGAAAGCUACGGAAAAAUACGUAAAUGAGACAGCACGAUACAUUCGCCAUACACUAGAAAGAGACGGUUUCGCUGAAAACAGCAUCACUGAAGAUUAUAACAGAUAUGAUUCAGACAGUCAAAAAAUCAAAUACAAUACUGAGAGCAGAACUUUCCAGAAGGUUCCCAAAGGAGAACUGGACAGACGUGAAUUCAUUGACACUUUAGAGCCAAGAUACAAAGACAGCAAAGUCUUCCCACCAGAACCAGAAUAUGAACCUCCAAGCCUUGAGUUUAAUACUGCCAAGCACGUGCUAACUCCAGACGAAUACAAAGAGAAGAAAUACAAAGUGAAGAAACACUUCACUUCUAGUCAAGAUGUUCUUCAAACGAAUAAAUAUAAAGGCAAAGACGAUUGGUUUGGUAAAAGAAAGGGUCAUUACGCUUCUAAUCCUGAAAUCGCUCAGGAACGUGAAGACGAUUAUGCCAAUAUACGAUAUGAUGCAAAGCACGCUGAGUCAUAUCAUAACUCUUUACGUCGUGUGAAGAACAAAGACAGAUACAAAGAAGACUACGGUAUAAGACGUCACGAUUCAGGAGACAGUAGAGAUUACUAUCGCGAUGAUAGGUCUCCACGUCGCUUUGAUAUUGACAAUCGUCUAGUCGACUCUGGUAUUGAGAAUGAUUUCCGCAAGGAUUCAAGUGGAGAAAUACAUAGAAAAAUCAGGAGGCAUGAAAGCGAUGAUGACGUACGUGAUACUUCCUUGUUUUUAGCAAGUGAAAGAAGGCAUACAGAAGAUAAUUAUCCAAGUGAGCAGAUAUACGCCAAUGGAGAGUAUAUGGCAAGAUUUAAGGACUUUAAUGAUGGGUACAUGAAGGAAUAUAACUCAAGGGAUAGAAGUGAUGAUAGGUCAAACUUAGACCCGAAGGGUGACAGAUAUGAUAAGAGUCCAAUUGAUGACAAAGUUAGUGCGAAACCGCCGAAGGCUACCAAGAAACUUUCUGGGCUUGAGAAGGUGAAACAGCUGUUCUCUCGCGACUCUUCUAAGAAGAGCAAGAAAGAGAAGGAAGUAGUUCCGAAGGCUCGCACGCGGGUGCUCAAGAGCCCUGAACAUCUUGUUGGAGACGACUCCGAUUACAGACGGUACACAGACCCCGAACCAAGCGACAUCGACGUGAAGAAGAAAGACUACGACCCUGAAGAACGAAGGCUCAGAUCUUCCAGAGAACAAGACAGACACAGAACUCCUAAAGAAGACGAUAAAUACAGGAGUUCCCGAGAGGACCUAGAUAGACACAGGCCUCAUGAUGAUAGAUAUCGCAAUGGUAGAGAAGACAGUAGACAUAGAAGUUCUAAGGAAGAUCUGAAUAGAUAUCGGAGUUCUAAGGAAGAUCUUAAUAGGUACAAGAGUUCUCGAGAAGAUUUGAGGUAUAGGAGUCCGGAUCCAAGAGAUAGUGAUGUGGAGAGGAAGUAUAGAGAAACGGAUUUCGAUAGCAGAUACCACGAAAGGACAUUCAAAGAGGAUCGUAUCCAGGAGCGGACAGCGGUGAGGAAGUACACGACUCCUCUUGGCUCCACGGACCGCGACAGUGAGCCGCGAGGGUCUGACGCUGAGAGUGAGCGGAGAAAGACCAGGUCCAGAACUGCUGGGCCUCGGCCCUUGGAUUCUCCAGCUAUGGCGGAGCGCUACCGCGAGCGGCGCCGCCUGGCUACCCCGAGCCCGACGCCUUCGCCCCCGCCGCGCGCCACCGUCGCCGGUAACUGGUUCAAGUCUCUCGACAGGCUCGCCAGGAAGAAGACCAGCAAGGAUGUUAAAAUGGAGAAAGAGAGCAUCUUAACAUCAGAAGCUGAACCAGUACGAAAGACCUGGUCGAAAACCUCAAAACCUUUGCACUCCCCCGCCAAGAACCUUCGCUUCUUCGGAGAUACCGACCAGGAUUCAGAUAUCAACGUCAAACAGACAGUCACGAAGACGAAGAGUCACCCAACACACAGCACCUUGAGGAAAACAGUUUCAAAUUCCAGCACAGGACUGGAUGAAGUCGACCACGACUUAACUGCCAAGAGCUACUCUUUGACCAACCUGAAGGAAUCUCCAAAAACUAAAUACUACAAAAGGAACCUGCAAAACAUUUCCGAAAUUAAUCGAGAAAUGAGCAACUCUGAGACGGAAAGUCAGCUGGACAGGAAAGCUUCGAAGCCGCCUAUCAGCCCGUAUGACAGGUCGCGGAGCCACAGCAGUUCUAAGACUUUAAAGGGGAGUAAGUCUGAUCUGAGGAGGAAGGAGCGAGGAAGCUCUUCCGAAUUGAGGAGCAGCAAACAGGAGCUCAGGGAUUUGAAACACCGGCGCCGCACGCCUGCCAACCACUCCGGGGAGAGCAGCACGGAGGGCGACUCCAGCCAUCAGUCGCAGCGCAGCGUGGUCUACCUCCACGCCACUACUGUUGGCGACAUCCCCGAUCCAGGCCAUCUCUCCCGCAACCGCUCUCGGGACGACGUCAGCUCAGUUAACUCCUCCAACCUUCAGGUCAAGAGUACAACGAAGAGCUUCUCAAUCUUCGCGCCGUGGACGCCGCGCCUCUACAACGAUCGACACGACGUCCAUUACGCCCAGCGACCAAGACGACCAACUAAAGAAAGAGACACAUUCAAAAAGUCCUCCUCGACCAAGAACUUGGCCGACGACCGGCCAGCAACUCUACAGAAAAAUAAAUCCUACAGCCAAACGACCUUGACCAGAAAACCACAGAAUAAUCGGUUGACAAGUAGCAGCACUACUUUGUAUAGGAAACCGGAGAAAAGGACGUCAAGUGUGCAAGGGACUACGCUCUCUAGAAAGAGUGGGAGCAGGGAAAAAAAGAGUCAAUCGAAUGAGGUCUUAAACCGAUCGGACAGCGAUAGGGAGAGGAUCUCAAGGUCAAUUUCGAUGCCUAAAGACAAUAAUAAAAAAGCCGGAUGGUUCAAAUUGUCCAACAAGAAGAAACAAGAGACAACCAGAGUCCGUUAACUUUGACUUUAAUUUCAUAAUUUUUCACUACUUCAUACUUUUUAAGUUCUUUAUUUUUUUCUAUUCUUAGGCUUUGACGAAUAGUCUAGUGAUCGUAAUGUGUUUAAAGAUAGUACCGUCGUUAGAAAAUACUGAUGAUUUGAAAAAUAAACCUGGGGCACUUGAAACAGUAUCAAAAAAAGUUCGAGUGUAAUUCAGGAACAAAGAUUCCUUGUUCAGGAACGCAUAAUGUGAAAAAAAGUAUAUAACAUCAAAGUUAUUAUUGCAAAUACCUACUUGCAUAAAUAUGAUCUCAUAAUCGGUAAAAGAAUGUUACCGAAUAAUAUUAUUAUAUUAUAAAUGGGUAACUUACCAUGUUUGAUACAAAUAAAUUAUUUGAUUUCAUAUUUGUUCUUCUUGAGGAAAAAAUCACCCAUUUUGUUCUUGAGGAGUAGGUAGGUAAUCAAAUUAUGCGUAAAACAUUAUUGAGAGAACAAAUCAUUGUGAUCACUAGACGACACAAGAUACAUUUUAAAUAACUUUUUAAAUGCCUGAAACGGUGCUAAAAUUUACCUUAUAAAAUACCUAGGGUGGUCUUACGGAUCAAUAAAAUAAUUUGUGGGAACUUGAAUAUCAAAAAAAUAUUAGAAGUCCCAUAAAUAUCUAAUACUUAUGCUGUACUUACCUAGUAAGUGCUUAGGCCACUUUGGCCUUAGCCAAGUAGGAAACUUUUCUAUUUCUACAAUCGCUAAGGAAUACAUGUAAUUAUAACCAAUGUGCAAUAUAGGUAAACUGUCUGAAUGAGGAUUAAUAAAACUAGAAGCUCAAAUGUAGGUGGCAGCACUGUUGACUGUUUCUAAAUAUUGACAGUUCUCCAUACUGUCCAGGUAAAAUUCUUGAUAAAUUGCUAUAAAAUGUUGGGCGACGUGGAGUGUAUCCCGUCUGAAGGAUGAGUUACGAAAAGAAAAGCAGUCAUUUAUUGGACUAAGGCAGUUUUGAUUGAAAAUAACCUUUUCUAAGAUUUUUUUCUUUCCGAUCUUUAGGGAAUAAAUAUGACACUAGUGCAAUUGAGUGCAAAGGGUUAUAGUGUAAAAAUAUAACCAAAGAAAUAUGUUUCUUUACUCAAAUAGUAUGGGAAUCUGUCAAAAUGUAGGAACACUCAACAGUAGCGACAGCUGACGAGAGAAAUAGGCUGUCUUUAUUCUCAUUUAGACACAUCACUUCAAAAAGGUUGCAUACUAGCGCGGUAUCUAGUUGAUUCGCUCUAGGUUUUAUAAAAUAACACCCGGCCACUCUAAAGUACCUUUUUUUCUUUGGCCUAAAGGUCUUUGUAACCAGGCCAAAAAAUCCAAAAAAAAAACAUUUUUACUCUGUGUCGCAUAUCGUGAAUGUGCGAGCGAGACACAGUCUGCGCGCUCUCCCGCUUACUCCUUAGCGGCUUAUGGCCAUUAAAGACUAAAGUAAGACCCAGGGUAUCCCAGGGUUAAGUCGGCGCCCGAUACGAAUUGGUGCGGGGCGGAGAAUUACCGUUCUAUACGUAGUACCUAAUAAUUAUUAUUUAAUUAUGAUAGAAGUUUUCGAUUGUAGAAUUAGAAAUGUUUGUCACUUGGUUAGAGGCUCGGAUAGGUACUAACUCUGAGUGCCAUUGAUCACUUAUAAUAUCGUUACCAAUUAACAAUACUUUUUAGUACAUAUUUUUAAUGUAAAUUAUGGCGGAUCAAUCUUUUAAUUUAAUUUGACAGUUACAACACUAGUAGGUACCUAUAUUCUUUUGAAGCGUGAAGGGUGGAAUUUAGAGAUAUCAAAUUAAAAGGUUUGCCCGCCAAAAUUUACAAUUAUUUUAGUUUAUUUUCCUUUGUAACUGAAAUGCUUUUUAACUAAUAAGUGUCAAAAAUGUGUAUUCUAUAAGAUACCUACGCUUUGUAAUUUCUUGAGAAUAGGAAAAUACCUACUAAAUGCAUUUUCGUAACAGUUAUUAAAUUAAUUAAUUAUGAAGUGAAUCCAUUGUUGGGUGCGUUUAAAUUGAUUGUAAUAAAGAGUGACUAUAAAUAAAUUUAUCUAAUUAAAAUAAA
Messenger RNA from Pectinophora gossypiella (pink bollworm), 7464 nucleotides. RefSeq lists its product as uncharacterized. The transcript is spliced from 13 exons. The coding region runs from base 503 to 5413 and encodes 1636 amino acids. The record is from RefSeq and is a predicted model, not a curated record. Lineage: Eukaryota; Metazoa; Arthropoda; Insecta; Lepidoptera; Gelechiidae.